GACGCCAGUUCCCGGCGGCGGCGCUGAGUGCGGACCCCUCCCCCGCCCGCCCCGCCCUGCCCCGCCCCCCCCACCGGCGGCAGCAUUCGGGUGAGGUGCUGUGUUCAGUCAUGAAGAGUGGAGACUUUUAUCUGUUGUCCCAGGAGAGCGGUGGUGCCAGCAGUGUCGGAGAGAAAUGGGUCUGCUUUCGGAAGAUGUGCUCUAACGUGGGACUGGAACAGGGACAAUCAUGUCAUCGGAACUUUGUAAAACAAUAUCUGAGGCAAAGUUGGAAAGGCACAAGAACUUGUUCUUAAAUUACCGAAAUCUGCAUCACUUUCCUUUGGAAUUAUUGAAAGAUGAGGGUUUGCAAUACCUGGAGAGACUCUAUAUGAAAAGAAACUCCUUGACCACCUUGCCAGAAAACCUCGCACAGAAGCUUCCAAACCUCGUGGAAUUGUACCUUCAUUCGAAUAACAUAGUUGUUGUCCCUGAAGCUAUUGGCUCCCUGGUUAAGCUGCAGUUCCUGGACUUAAGUGACAACGCUCUGGAAAUCGUAUGCCCUGAGAUUGGCCGUCUGAGAUCCUUACGUCACCUUCGAUUGGCUAACAACCAGCUGAAAUACUUACCGGCAGAAGUCGGAGACCUGAGAGAGCUGCAGACACUGGACAUUUCAACCAACCGCUUGAUAACUUUGCCGGAGAGGCUACACAUGUGUCUUUCACUGCAGUACUUGACCGCAGACCGGAAUCACCUGUGGUGUGUACCCCGCCACCUCUGCCAGCUCCCCAGCCUCAAUGAGCUGUCUAUGGCUGGAAACCGCCUUGCCUUUUUGCCACUUGAUUUAGGUCGUUCGCGGGAGCUGCAAUAUGUUUAUGUGGAUAACAACAUUCACCUGAAAGGGCUCCCUUCUUAUCUGUAUAAUAAAGUCAUUGGCUGUAAUGGCUGUGGUUCCCCUAUUAAGGUUUCAGAGGUGAAGCUGCUCUCCUUUUCAUCAGGGCAAUUAACUGUGUUCCUCCCAGCAGAGGUGAAGUCUAUAGGGACAGAGACAGAUCAUGUGCUGCCUUUGCAAGAGCUGGCUAUGAGGAUUCUGUAUAACACCUACUACAGGUUUUUAAAAGAUUUCAACUUCCUGACGCCAAUCUCAUUACCAAAAAGUCUCUUGGAAUUGCUGCACUGCCCUCUGGGACACUGUCACCGCUGCAGCCAGCCCAUGUUUACCAUUGUCUACCCAAAGCUCUUUCCCUUGAGAGAGACGCCAAUGGCGGGGCUGCACCAGGGGAGGACGACUGUUAGUUUUGUGGCAUACUGCUGCUCCACCCAGUGUCUCCAGAUUUUUGACCUACUGAGUUGAUAAACACUUAAAGCUACUCAGGAGUGUUGCCAGGUUAAAGCUGCAUUAGAUGGCACAUCCCAUUGGUACGGGAAUACUGUAUGUGUGCGUGUGUGCCAAAGCAGCAGAAGUGCCCAGUCAGGGACACAGAGGAGCAUUUAAAUCCUGCCCUAUCGAAUUUGUACAAACAGCAGAAACUUUUUGGAAAUGUAACGAUCAAGCUUUUGCAAGGAUUAACACCUUCCCUUUCCUUAAGGCGCGGCAGAAACCAAAAGGAUUCCAAGGAGCCCCGCCUGCCGUCCUGUUUUUAGGGGCUUUUCAUGUGACUUGACUUACUGCAAUGCAUCACAUCAUCAGAACCAGUUUUAGUUUCUUUAAUAAUGUUAAGCUGACCUGUACUUUAAAACACACAGACAAACAAAAAACAAAAUCUUCUGUUGUGACCGUCCAGUUUUUGCUGAUUUAUCUGUAAUUUCCUCUGAGUGCAACUGGAUUCAUGCAUAUGCAUCCAUACAUCCUCAGCAACCAUCAGGCAUCCCAUAGGCCAUUUUUUCCCAUCCCUUGCCCCGGUCAAAAUAGUUUUCCCCAUAAAAGUGCUAUCACAACUAUAGAUUGAGCCUGUAACAACAGACUGAGGUGUUUAAUUCUGUGUGCUAAGAACACCUUGUUCUUUCAAGAGUUACUCUAAGAUACUUAGCCUCCGUUGAGGCACAGGUGGGGAGCAUUGAGAGCCUGCACCUAAUAUGACCUGCUUCACAUACUGAGCAGGUGCUCCAGGAGGUUCAAGGAGAUGUUUUGCUUGUAAUGCUUCGGUUUUUUUAAAUGCAGCUCAUCUUGUGCUCUUUUUGAGGAAAAACACUUAAAAUUCAUGUUUUAUUAGAGAAAAAAUACAAGGAUACAUAUUGAUUUAUUGUGGACUGAUGAACAUCCUAGAGCAUUGUGACUGUCUGCUCUAGACUUGUAGAUAGCUGGUUCCUUUAUCUUGGGGUUCACAGUUUGGCUGGUUUCAAAUAAAAAAAAAAAGGGAUUGGUGAUGUGUCUUAACAGGGGAGGUUGAGAAGGGAAAAAACAGGUAGUCAAAUAUCUUUACAAAAGGGCUGUCCAUUCUUUUUAGCACAUUCAUAGCAAGUGAGGCUCAAGACCUUAUUUCUUACUGUCUUUGUGAGGAUCACUUGCUGUAAUAUUUUCCUUAAAGCUACGGGAUAAAGGAUAGAAGCUGGCCCAAAAUGACUGUGAGAUUUAUAUUUUUAAUUUUAAGCUGAAACAAAAGAUAUAAAAUGCAGUCCCUCCUGGCUGGUUCUGUAGCAUAUUCUUAUUAAUACAUUGUGUUCAGAAUUAGUUUAGUUUUUAACCAUAAAUUACUUUGGGACUUAACACAAUGUUCUUCUCUGUGCAGUAGUUACACGCUGAAAUAGAUCUGAAUGGAACAAUUUGAUGUUAUAAAAACACCAAGAUAAACAGACUCACUUGGUAACGUAUUAGCAUAUGCAGUGGGAAGAGAAACAUAUAUUUUGGAAGGGUGGCAUUUAAAAUGAUCCUCUUGCCAAAGCAAGCAUUUUUUCCUACUACAGGUUUCCUGCGGAUGUCUUUUUUUCAAAGGAAUGGCACUGGAGGGUAGAACUGAUAGGUAGGUUAUUCUCAUUACUUAUGACAAAGUGCACUGGUUUUCUUGGGUUGGUUUUAUGGGGUUAAACCUAAAACUUCUUUCCUUAACAGGGCAAAAAUAACCCACUCAGUUAUUGUUGGACUUUCUGUAAUAAAAGCCUUUUAAAAGACCGACUCUCCAAAGGGCCCAAAGCCCGCAUCCAAACAUACUCUAUGCUAUUAAAUAUCUUCUUUGUCCUUUCA
Molecule: messenger RNA, 3160 nt
Organism: Alligator mississippiensis (American alligator)
Lineage: Eukaryota; Metazoa; Chordata; Crocodylia; Alligatoridae
Gene: LRRC28
Product: leucine rich repeat containing 28
Exons: 11
Coding region: 230-1333 (367 amino acids)
Molecular function (GO): protein binding
Source: RefSeq, a predicted model, not a curated record